Molecule: messenger RNA, 555 nt
Organism: Malassezia restricta
Lineage: Eukaryota; Fungi; Basidiomycota; Malasseziomycetes; Malasseziales; Malasseziaceae
Exons: 1
Coding region: 1-555 (184 amino acids)
Source: RefSeq, a predicted model, not a curated record
AUGGAAGACCCGCUUGCUGAAAUUAAUGGUGUUGUGGAAGGACUUGUGCGUGCAAAGGAUGCCGAUGCGCAACGCGAUGUCCUCCAGCGCUACUUUUUGCAGGGCGCGUCAUUCGACCAUCCGAUGUGCUGCGUAACCCGCUCGCGCAACUCUCGUGAUGCUGGUCUUUUGCAAGUUUAUCAAUUUUUGCGUAGCGUUUUCAUGGAUACCGAAAUCAAGAUUCAUUCGGUUGCUAUCAAUGAGGAGAAAGACCGCAUGUAUGUGGAAGCGACUCAGCACCUUCGCAGUUACAUUCCGUUUGUGCGUAAAUACAUCUAUGAUCGUUACGCGAGACUUCUCGUGGUACUCUCUCUGCAAAAGAUGGAAGACGGCAAAUAUUAUGUCUCACGCCAGCAAGACUUGUAUUCAAUUCAGGAAGAAUCAGAAACGCUGCUGCCUGGUGGUGUGGACGACUACGUGGUGGAGAUCAAGGCAUUCGUAGGAUACCUUCUCAUGCUUUACGUCGCUUUCUUCCAAUUAUUCGGCAUUUGGAGGCCUCGUAAGCCAUGCCCGUAA